CUCACUGGUGGUUGAACACCGGAAGUCAUGUAACAGGAAGCACAUGGUGCACAGAGGAGAAGGUGUGUGUAUAUGACAGUGUGUGAGGCUCGUCUGCACGAUGGUGAAGUCUAAGAGUGCCCUGUUGGCUCUCAUUCACCAGCAUCUCCUGAAGAAUGGAUAUGCCAAGGCUGCCAGAGAGCUGCAACGAGAAAACGGAGAGAAUUUUGCUACCUCAAAGAUCACUUUGCAACGUGUCUACAAACUCUGGACAAAAAAAUCAAAGAAGAAAAAGAAAAAAAAGGAAGAAGCAAAGCAUAAAAAACGGGAUCAUGAUUCCAAAAAGGCUGACCACCUUGAUCUCGCACUACCAGCAAAAAAGAGUUCAGGCACAAAGACAAAGAAGACCAAACAAGUUAAGAAGAAAAUGAAUUUGGCUACUGAAGCUGCAGCAGAUGUUAAGGUAAUCUCCAAAAAGGCAAGUGCUUCAUUGAACGACAAUCCAGGAUCUUCUGUCACGCAAGAAGCGGAUGUUUUUCCAGAUGGGAAUUACUCCUCUGUUGCUGCCAGUUUAAAGUCCAAACCAGGAGCAGAAAAGAGUAAUGGGAGUUCUUCUAGCUCAGAGACAGAAGAAGAGACUACAAAGCAAGUUGCACGUGGCAAAAAAAAUCCAGACCCUGUAGCUGCCGAGCAGAAAUCCCUCAGCAAACCAUCUAAUGGAAAAGCAGAGGUGAGCAGGAGCUCUGCUGAUAGUGAUGAGACUGACAUUGAUAAGCUGCCAGCACCUGUAACUUCCAAGCCCACAGUCUCCUCAAGUCAAAAGGCUUCCAAGGGAAAAAGACAGGCUGCUCCGCCAGUACAGAAAGUUCAGGCCGAUAGUAGUACAGAAAGCAGCGAGACUGAUGAGGAUGAGCCUGUCAAACAGGUGAGACAUAAGAGAUCAUGUAUAUGUUGUGCUGUAUCAUUAUUGGUUUCAGAAGGUCCAGCCAAAGUGCUAAAUGUACAGUUAAAAUGCCAAUAGGCUACUUAUUUUAGU
Molecule: messenger RNA, 1015 nt
Organism: Rana temporaria (common frog)
Lineage: Eukaryota; Metazoa; Chordata; Amphibia; Anura; Ranidae
Gene: TCOF1
Product: treacle ribosome biogenesis factor 1
Exons: 9
Coding region: 101-1000 (299 amino acids)
Molecular function (GO): protein binding
Source: RefSeq, a predicted model, not a curated record